AUGUGCCAAGUACCGGUACAUCGUCCCCCAUCUGAGGCGGGGGGGAAGGGGAUUUGCACCUCGUCUCGCGACUCAGCAAAGGCCAAAAGGCCUUCAGGGUCUUUGCGGAUCAGCGGCUCGAGCGACCGCUGUGGCAGGUUCGGAAGCACACGCUCACAGUGCUUGACAGGCUGGAAUGGGCGAAUCCUGAGCGGCGGAAACGGAGGAGAGAGGUCGGCCUUCUCGCCGUCGAGCGUUUCGCAGUGUGGGGUAGGUAUCCGUCGAGCCAACUCUUCACAAAAAAGGCAGCAUGUCAUGGUGCGGCGUGCCUUGGUGCUGGUUCCUGGGGGGCAGGUUGUCAUAAUGGGCCUGGGCUGGAAGCAUGGGGGUGGCCUCGGCUCCCCAUGUAUCGGUACCUGCGUGUCUGCUUUUCCCUUGAUGCGCCGUCAGCGAGAGACGCUGGGCCGUUUCUCCGCAUGGUACUGGAUCGCAUCAAACCGCCCCUGGCUGUGUGAUCCUGGGAAAGAAGCUCAAGAGCCAAUGUACGGAAGCCCUGCCUCGUUCGAUUUCGGCCUAGGACGAGGGAGACAACAGCCCGACGAUGACAUGCUCUGCUCCACUUGGGGGAGGACCAAGAUUGCGCUAUCCGUACCAGCCUAG
Messenger RNA from Colletotrichum costaricense, 639 nucleotides. RefSeq lists its product as uncharacterized. The record is from RefSeq and is a predicted model, not a curated record. NCBI's taxonomy places the organism in Eukaryota, Fungi, Ascomycota, Sordariomycetes, Glomerellales, Glomerellaceae. The transcript has a single exon. Bases 1 to 639 code for a protein of 212 amino acids.